AUGCGUCGCUCGACUCGUUCUAACCCCAACAAUGGACUGACGGAGCCAUCUGCUCCCGAGGAAAUAAGAUUUGCGCAUGAAGAGUCCCCGAGACCAAACUAUCCCGUGAUUCUGCAGCACGGCGAUACGGAUAACACUGACGACAAUGCUGGUGAUAUUCUAUACCGUCGCCACGCCGCUGAGCUUCAAGCGUCCGACCUCUCAACAGACGAAUACACACCCUCUCAGCGUGGACUGCGUUCCCCAACAAUUCAACGUGCAGAAGCAACUUCACGUGUGCGCGGAAAUGCCGUCUCAAAGGGGACCCCCGCUACUCCGAAAGACACAGACGAAGAACAACCCGCUAAGCGUCGCAAGUCAGCGGUCGGUCCCACAAAGGCCAGCGAGAAUGCCACCAAGGACACACCUCCUAAGCUCAAGAACGGAGGGCUUCCAUUCAACACAAUCUGGUACAACUCGCCUUUUGAAGACCCCGAAGUGUACCGCAUGAAGGAUAAAGCCCAUGCCCUUGAUACCUACAACGAUCUUGCAGAGAUCAUCGCACGCGUCACGGAGGAUCAUAGCCGUAUGAAGGCAGCACUGCUUAAGAAAGGGUUUCUGCCGGAAUCGGAUGACGAGGAUUCGGAAGAGAACGUGUUUGCUAUGGACUGA
Molecule: messenger RNA, 651 nt
Organism: Penicillium expansum
Lineage: Eukaryota; Fungi; Ascomycota; Eurotiomycetes; Eurotiales; Aspergillaceae
Exons: 3
Coding region: 1-651 (216 amino acids)
Source: RefSeq, a predicted model, not a curated record